UCUUAUCUGUUUGAUUGCAGAUAAUUUGGAAUUGGAAAUGCUUGUUUAUGCUCUCCUAACAUCUGUUGGGAUCAAUUUUGCUCUGUGUGUCAUAUUCUUUACAUUAUACUCUAUCUUGAGGAAGCAGCCUGGUAAUAAUGAUGUUUAUGCUCCACGCAUGGUUAAUGAUCAAGAAUAUCGAGAAAGGAGUCACUUCAAAUUAGAGCGUUUAUUGCCUAAUCCUGGAUGGGUGGGAAAGGUAUGGCAGGAUUCCGAGGAUGAUCUUCUACAAUCCUCUGGAUUGGACGCUGUCGUGUUUAUGCGCAUCAUUGUCUUCAGUUUGAGAGUAUUUUGUGUUGCUGGGAUCAUUGGGCUCUUUGUUCUUCUUCCAGUGAACUGCUCGGGAAAUCAGUUGGAGAUUAUUGACUUUGCCAAUUUCACCAAUGACUCCCUCGAUGUAUUUAGUAUCUCGAAUGUGAACAAUGGUUCAAAUAGUUUAUGGAUUCACUUUGCUGCUGUAUAUGUUGUUACAAUCUUCAUCUGUUGCCUUCUUUAUCAUGAGUACGGAUAUAUAUCUGCAAAGAGAGUUGCUUAUUUCCACAUGUCCAAACCUCAGCCACAACAGUUCACCAUUUUAGUUCGCGGUAUCCCUGUUUCUAAAAGAAGCAGUGUAGGUUCCAGUGUGGAGAGCUUCUUUGGAGAAUAUCACCCAUCUACUUAUUUGUCCUAUGUGGUGGUUUGCCGAACAAACAGAAUACGAAAUCUCAUGGAUGAAAUGCAAAAUCUAUACAAAAGGAUUAUCGACAUAAGAACAGAAAGAACACGACCCAAGGCUCGUAAUGGAUGCUUUUGUGGAUUGUUGGGGCUCUUGGGACAUAAAAAUGACCAUUUAGACCAUUAUGAAAAGAAGUUGGAAAACUUGGAGGACCAUCUGAGAUUGGAACAAUCGCAGAAUUCACAGAAAACUGAAGUGAGGGCUGCCUUUGUCUCAUUUAAGUCUCGGUAUGGUGCUGCAACUGCUCUCUACUUGCAACAAUCAACAAACCCGACAGAAUGGAUAACAGAACAGGCACCGGAGCCUGAUGAUGUUAAUUGGCCUUUCUUUUCGUCUACAUUCAUGGGAAGAUGGAUUUCUAAGCUGGUUGUCAUAUUUGCUUGCAUCAUUUUCACCAUAUUAUUUCUUCUUCCUGUGGUACUCGUGCAAGGUCUUAGUAACCUGUCCCAGUUAGAAGCUUGGUUUCCUUUCCUGGAAGGAAUUCUAUCAUCGAGAACUGUUGCUGAAGUGGUGACAGGGUACCUUCCGAGUCUUAUUCUUCUGCUAUUCCUAAAAAUAGUCCCCCCUAUAAUGUGGCUAUUCUCGUCUGUACAAGGUUACAUAUCUAACAGCCAGAUUUUGAGAAGCGCUUGUGAAAAGGUUGUCUGGUUUACCAUAUGGAACGUCUUUUUUGCAAAUGUUCUGUCUGGAAGUGCCUUUAGCAAUCUUUACAUCUUCUUGGACCCCAAAACCAUCCCUCUGAAGCUGGGUGUCCUUGUUCCUCAACAGGCUUCUUUCUUUGUCGCUUAUGUUGUUACAUCGGGAUGGACAAGUGCUUCACUAGAACUAUUCCGUAUGUUCCCUUUCAUUUGGAGUCUAGUAACAAAACCGUGCAAUAGAAGGAGUUUGGACGAAAAUUUUCAAGUCCCGGAUUUUCCAUAUCAUAAGGACAUCCCAAGGCUUCUACUGUUUGGAUUGCUGGGCAUUACCUAUUUCUUCCUGGCUCCUCUUAUUCUUCCCUUCCUCUUGAUCUACUUCUGCAUGGCUUACAUUGUUUAUCGUAACCAGUUCAUAAAUGUGUAUGCUCCAAAGUUUGAGACAGGAGGGAGAUUUUGGCCAAUAGUUCAUAAUGCGAUGAUAUUCUCACUAGUGCUUAUGCAUGCCAUUGCUGUGGGGAUAUUUACAGUUAAGAAACUUCCAAUGGCAGCAAGUUUGGUUUUCCCUCUUCCCAUCUUAACCCUGAUCUUCAAUGCAUAUUGCCGUAAACGUUUUCUACCCAAUUUCAAUGGCUACUCAGCUGAGAGUUUGAUAAAGAAGGAUAGAGAAGACUUGAAGCAGGAGACUGGUAAUGAAAUGGAGGAGUUUUAUGAGAAGCUGAGGACUGCUUAUGAAGACCCGGCUUUCAUGCCAAUUCAAUACUCAACAGUAGGCCCCCACGAAAGCAGUUCUAGUUAUGAUCCUCUCCUUACUCAUGAAAUCCAAGGUUGAUGAUGAUGAUGCAGCAGCAAAAAAUAGGAAAAGAGAAAUAUACAACAUAUGAUUAUGUGUUUACAAAAUUUUAUCAUCUUCGAUCUUAGCCCUCAAUUACCAUAUCUCCUUUGUAAACUGUAAUCUUAAUCCCACAUCUCUACUUUUUUCAUUUUUUUUGUAAAAGGUUUUUUUUUAACUGUAUAAAUAAAUAUAAUCAAAUACAAUGUUUCAAAGUUCUAUUUUCA
Impatiens glandulifera is the source of this 2448-nucleotide messenger RNA. RefSeq names its product CSC1-like protein HYP1. Gene Ontology annotation, cellular component: plasma membrane. The transcript is spliced from 10 exons. The record is from RefSeq and is a predicted model, not a curated record. Gene Ontology annotation, molecular function: calcium-activated cation channel activity. Lineage: Eukaryota; Viridiplantae; Streptophyta; Magnoliopsida; Ericales; Balsaminaceae. Bases 38 to 2221 code for a protein of 727 amino acids.